CAUUUCAAAUCAACUCACAAUCAUAGCUCAAAACUGAAAAUCCACCACACAGUUUUCCAAAAUAAUCCCAACACAGUUUACCAAGAUAAACCCGAUUUGUGGGUAAAACAUCAUCAUCUCUAAGUUCAUUUUCCUCCAUCAGAGUUCAUCAUGUAAUUCAUGAAAUUGAAUUAACUAAGACAAAAUGUCAAUUAAAUCCAUGUCUGGUCAUAAAAAGUAAUUUCGAAAAUAUUAUCCCAAAAAACCUCGUAUUAAUCGUAAUUUUACUGUAAAUUAAAUUCCAAUCAAAUGGUAACUCCAAAACCCCCCCCAAAAUACCAGAACAUUCAUUUAUCAUCCUAAAACAGUUCUGUUCAGUUUUCAUCUUUCUCAAAAAUCUAAAACCAUGAAAUUAUUAUUAUAUUUGGUCUUUAACGCAAAUCUCGUAUCAAGCUCGUUUUUACCAUUUUAAAGAUAAAAAACUCCAUAAACUAUCUAAUUUAUCCUUUUCAUACCAAAACCAAUUUAACAAGCCACACUAACCAUUUUAAAGUGAUUAAAAUCUUAGAUAAAUAAAACACGUUUUUACCGAGCUUUUCGUAAAAUUAACCAUUGUGCAGUUUUUAACUCAAAAAUCAUUUUCAAGUGGAAUCUUAUGAUAAAUCCGCCCCAAAAUAAUUUUCGACAUACAAAAAUAUAUUUGAUCAGUGUUAAACUCAAUAAACCCUACUAUCCAUUUUUACGGUGAAACUUGUCAAAUACCGAUAUUUACAGCGUAAAAUCCAUAACAAUCAAGAAUAAUCACCAAUUCAUCAUAUCAACAAAUAAUUCAUCACCCACAGUAAUCCAUCCAUCAAAAUAUGCAAAUCAAUCAUAAAUAAUCCAUGCAAUAAUUAAGGUCCCCUUAAUCCCUGAACCGGACACCACAGAUGGAAGGUGAUUUGGAAGUUGCCAGGUACUCAAAGGAUCCGCACCUUCUUCUGGCUUGCUUUCCACGAUCAUUUGUUGACAAAUGUGGAGAGAAGGAGGCGCCACCUUUCUAACGGGGCGGCCUGUAAAGUUUGCGGCGGGAGUGAUGAAUCUUUAAUCCAUGUUUUGAGAGAUUGCCCUUUCGCGCGAGGGGCAUGGGCAGGGCUGCUUAGUGAAGAGCCUGAUGGAAGUUUCUUUCAAGAGGGGUUCAAGAGCUGGACUAUGCACUACCUUACAGGCAUAGGUAAGAGUCUCGAUGCUACCCUCUUUGCCGUGAUGUGCUGGCUGUUGUGGAAGAAUCGUAACAAGUUUGUGUUUGAGGACACUUUAGCGCCCUUUGAUAAGUUGCAUAGCGAGGAUAAGAGACACCAUAAGCAGAUCACAGAAGCCUUUGCCAAGGCUGAGCACACAUUGGGCGUUCUAGGGAUGGCUGAGAAGAAGAUGAUAUCAUGGAAAUUACCGCCCGAGGGCUGGGCAUGCAUUAACACGGAUGGAUUAGUGAUCCUGGCGCUCCAAAGCUGUACAGCGGGCAGCGUAAUUAGAGAUGACUAAUGACUUGAUAUAUACACAUGUUUUUGUCCACCAUUCUUACACCGUUUGAGUCUUAUUUCUCAUGUUUUAGACCGAUUUCACGCUAGGUUGUUCGUGUUUGUGAUAUUUCAGGUCCUAGUACGUGAAUGAAGGUUUGGGAACGAGUUCGGGGUCGAUUGGACGUUUGGCGAGAAGCUGAGGAAGCCACACGGGCACGCCUAAAAUCCCACACGGCCGUGUGACUUGGCCGUGUGGCACCAUUUUGCACGGGCAAGCCACACUGGCCGUGUUGGGGACCCCUUGUAGCCGUGUGGAAAGUCCAGGGAGCUCACACGGUCAGCCUGGAAAUCCACACGACCGUGUGUCCCUGGCCGUGCAGCAUGUCUGGAAGUCACUUAAUCGAAACGCGGUGUUUUGAAUUCCACACGGGCAGCUGGAAUUUCCACACGGCCAUGUGGCCUGGCCGCGUGGUCAGGAAUUUCUGGGUUUUAACCCAAUUUCGAGCCAAAGAAGAGGGAAUCGACUUUUUGGAGCAAAAACAGAGUUUUAGAGAGAGAAAUUGCGAAGAACAAACCCUAGGAGCUAUUUGGAGUGGAUUUCUCACCAUUGAAGCCCCGAUUGCAUCCUCAGGAGUGAAGAUUGACAUCCCAGAGCAGAUUCUUCCCAUUGUUAUGAGUAUGAAUGCUUUGUAUUCUGUUUCCCUCUCUCUCUUGCUUGGGUAUGAAGAACCCUAAUUCCAUGUGUUAGGGAUCUUGAUUGUAAUGACUUGGAAUUGUUAUACUGUUUGAUUUUAAUCGAUUGAUGCAUGAUUCAUUGAGUCAAUUGAAGUCUAAUCAUUUUUUCUUGAUUUCUGCUGCAACCUGAGAUAGAUAGAAUCUGAUUAGGUUGUUAGAGCUUCAUCAAUCGGUAGUAUUGGUUAUACGAGAGUUAAUCAAUCUACUGCUUUGUACUAGAACCCAAUUCCAGUAGUGGAGUUAUGUGCUUAUUGCCUCAGCAAUCUAUCUCGGUGAAGGUUAGUCGCCUGCCGGUUAGCCUGCCUGAGAGGGUUGGUCAGCUUAAGAGAUUCCAAGCUACUGUCGGAUCUUCCGUAGUUUAAUCAACAUUUAAUCAACCCAGGGUAAUUACAACUGAGACCUAACUAAGGAGCUAGGGGGACUCAUUCCCGAGUGACUCUUCCUUUGCUUUAGAAAACCGAAUCAUUUCCUGCUUUCUUAUUGCUUUUACUUAAAUCAACAAUCACUUGACUUAGUUGGCUAGAUAAUAGAUAUGCACGGAGUAGGCAGUAGAUCUAGACCCCGGGUUGACAAUUAGAGCUUGCCUGUUACUGCAUUUCCGGACUGCGAUUACACUUGGUCGCAGUUUGGUGUUGUGUUUAAGCGUGUCAAUGACAUUGGAAAUUUCCGGCAGGCGUUCACAAUGAACUUAAGAGGAGGCUCUAUCACCCGAGCUGAUGGGUAUAGCACAGGGACUUCGCUGUGCCUCGAAGGUGGGGAUUCGGAAGGCAGUCCUCCAAACAGACUCCAAAACUGCCAUCCAGCUGCUCGAGUCGGCAACCUCUACUCAUCCUCAUUUUAUGGUCAUUUCGGAGAUUAGGCGUAUCCUACAGCGUGACUGGCAGGUACGAAUCGAGCAUGUCUUUAGGGAGGGUAAUGCAAUGGCAAAUUUCCUUGCUUCGACCGACCACUCCGCUCCUCCGGGUAUUCACAUCAACAAUCAGCCAAGCAGCAUGCUCAGAUAUUGGCUUAUUUUUUAUCGGACAGGGGUUGAAACCCCCCGCUUUGUAACUGGUUGAGGUUUGGGUGCCCUUAGCACCCUUUUUCCCAUAAAAAAAGGUCCCCUUAAUCCCCACACACCUUAAUUUAGCCAAUUCCUAGUCGGGAAUCAAGUUCUGAAGUUCCAGUAAUUGGCUCCUAACAAUCCCCCUCGUUCCCACGGUCAUGUAGCCGCAAACGGUUUGUCGUUUGAACACCAAACGAAGAAACUGCGAGCCGAUUAUGAUUAGUAUGGAAAAUUAUAGAAUAGUACCCCAUAAUUUCGAACUGUACAAACAGUUCCAAAACUAAUAAAUCGUAUAGUUAUACGUACGAACUUGCGAAACUUGUUUCUCCCUCGUCCGAGCUCGGAAUUCUUUCAUCCACCAAGUGGUCGACCACUUUAUAAGAAAAUGGUCAACCUUUUCCACCAAGUGGUCUACCACUUGAGUCAUUCGGUUUAUCAUUUUCGAAAAUGGGUCGACCUGAUGACACACUUACCUUCAAGCGGUCGACCACUUUCCAAGAAAAAUGGUCGACAUCUUCUAUCAAGUGGUCUACCACUUGAGUCAUCCAGUCUACCACUUCCGAAAAUGGGUCGACCUGAUAACACAUUUACCUUUAAGUGGUCGACCUCUUCCACCAAAUGGUUGACCACUUUUCAAGAGAAUGGUAGACCUCUUCUACCAAGUGGUCUACCACUUGAGUCAACCGGUCUACCGCUUUGGAAAUGGGUUGACAUGAUGACACAAUUACCUUAAGUGGUCGACCUCUUUCACCAAGUGGUAUACCACUCAAGGUAUCCGGUCUAUCGCUUCUGGCAAUGGGUCGACCUGCGAUACACUUACAUUCAACUUACAACUUCUUGUUGGAGGAGGUAGACCGCUUCCGCCAAAACAGCAUAUCGAUUUCACAAAAUGGUUUACAUAUCUCUUUGGGCAAAUGAUCCCGCUUUUGAAGAACAGUCGACCAGAUAACAUAGGUACCUUAUACUUACAUUAGAAAAAUAAUGGACAAUAGGAGACCAACAAUAUAAAAUUAUUUUUGUAGUAAUGCAACAUCCUAUCAAUUGUGGACAUCCAAAUUCCAACGCAGAUUAUAGGCCAAGACAAAAAGAAACACCCUCUUUUAAUUCUUCUGGAAUAAAAAUCCACAAAAGCGAUGAUAUGAGAUAUAUGGACGUCGAAAAUGACACAAUUGUAUAACAAAUAUACUCUACUUUUUGAGCAUAUUCAUAACAACAAUAGCAACGAAGUUAAUCCACCACAAGACAAAUAGAAACAAGAAAACUUAGAAUUUGAA
Molecule: messenger RNA, 4532 nt
Organism: Linum trigynum
Lineage: Eukaryota; Viridiplantae; Streptophyta; Magnoliopsida; Malpighiales; Linaceae
Source: the annotation of a GenBank genome assembly